Molecule: messenger RNA, 1245 nt
Organism: Cordyceps militaris CM01
Lineage: Eukaryota; Fungi; Ascomycota; Sordariomycetes; Hypocreales; Cordycipitaceae
Product: ran GTPase activating protein 1
Exons: 2
Coding region: 1-1245 (414 amino acids)
Biological process (GO): activation of GTPase activity; nucleocytoplasmic transport
Cellular component (GO): nucleus; perinuclear region of cytoplasm; cytosol
Molecular function (GO): GTPase activator activity; small GTPase binding
Source: RefSeq, a predicted model, not a curated record
AUGGUCGACUCAAAGAAAAUAUUUUCCCUCGAGGGCAAGGGUCUGAAACUGACCACCGCCGCCGACGUCGAGCCGCACAUCGCAGCCCUUCGUGCCAACGAUGUCGAAGAGGUGCACCUGCUCGGCAACAGCUUGGGUAUCGAGGCCUGCAAGGUCCUCGGUGAGGUCCUUGCUACCAAGAAGAAUCUCCAGGUCGCCAAUCUCGCCGACAUCUUCACCGCCCGCCUCCUGUCCGAGAUCCCCGACGCGCUCUCGCACCUCCUCACCUCGAUCCUGAACCUGCCCAAGCUCCACACCCUCAACGUCAACGACAACGCCUUUGGCCUCAACACGCAAGCGCCCCUCGUCGCCUUCCUCGCCGCCCACGUGCCGCUGCAGCACCUGUACCUCAACAACAACGGCCUCGGGCCGCACGCCGGCAUCCUCAUCGCCGACGCCCUAUCCUCGCUACAUGCCAAGAAGGAGGCGGCCCGCGCAGCCGGCCAGACGGUGCCCGACCUCGAGACCGUCAUCUGCGGCCGCAACCGGCUGGAGAACGGCAGCAUGACGGCGUGGGCCAAGACGUACCGCCUGCACAGCAAGCUGCGCGUCGUCAAGAUGGUCCAAAACGGCAUCCGCCAGGAAGGAAUCAGCCACCUCCUCCGCGAGGGUCUCCUGCACGCCACCGACCUGCAGGCGCUCGACCUCCAGGACAAUACGUUCACGCUCCGCGGCUCUCAGGCCCUAGCAGCCGUCGCCCCCAAAUGGGCAUCACUGCGUGAGCUCGCCGUCGGUGACUGCCUUCUCGGCGGCAAGGGCGCCGUGCUGGUCGCCGCUGCGCUCGCCCAGGGCAAGAAUGCCAAGCUGGAGACACUGCGUCUGCAGUUCAACGACAUGACGCCCGCCGGUGUCGAGGGCUUCGCCAAGGCCGCCAAGAACUUGCCCGCUCUCAAGCGCAUCGAGCUCAACGGCAACAAGUUUGAGGAGGAGGACGCGAGCGUGACGGUGCUGCAGGAGCUUUUGGAGGAGCGCAAGGAGGCUGUCGGCGGCGACUUGAUCGUCGAGGAUGAGUGGGGCGUGGAUGAGCUCGACGAGCUCGAAGGCUUCGACAGCGAUGAAGAAGAGGAAGAGGAAGAGGUCACGCCCGACGAGCGUGCCGAGAAGCUCAUCAAGGAGGCUGAGGAAGCACAAGAGGAACCCACGGUGCAGCUGCAGGACAAGAACGUGGACGAGCUGGCCAAGAAGCUGGAAAAGACGGGCAUUUAA